Messenger RNA from Fraxinus pennsylvanica, 1335 nucleotides. The record is from the annotation of a GenBank genome assembly. Lineage: Eukaryota; Viridiplantae; Streptophyta; Magnoliopsida; Lamiales; Oleaceae.
AUGGAUGAAGAGUACGAUGUGAUAGUGCUUGGGACGGGUCUCAAAGAAUGUAUUCUCAGCGGUCUCCUCUCUGUUGAUGGUCUCAAGGUCCUGCACAUGGAUAGGAAUGACUAUUAUGGUGGAGAAUCUACUUCACUUAAUCUUAUUCAGCUCUGGAAGAGGUUUAGAGGAAGUGAUAAGCCUCCAGCUCACUUGGGUUCUAGUAGAGAUUAUAACGUCGACAUGAUUCCAAAGUUUAUUAUGGCAAAUGGUACUCUAGUACGAGUCCUUAUCCAUACUGAUGUUACUAAAUAUUUGUAUUUCAAAGCCGUUGAUGGCAGCUUUGUCUACAACAAAGGAAAGAUUCACAAGGUUCCAGCGACUGACAUGGAGGCCCUCAAAUCUCCUCUCAUGGGUAUUUUUGAAAAGCGUCGUGCUCGUAAAUUCUUCAUAUAUGUCCAAGACUACAUCGAAAAUGAUCCUAAAACACACGAAGGGAUGGAUUUGACAAGAGUCACGACUAGAGAGCUGAUUGCAAAGUAUGGCCUUGAUGACAACACUGUGGACUUCAUUGGCCAUGCAUUGGCUCUCCACAGAGAUGACCGCUACUUAGAUGAACCAGCGCUAGAUACCGUGAAGAGGAUGAAGCUUUAUUCUGAGUCUCUAGCACGUUUUGCUGGAGGAUCACCGUACAUUUAUCCUUUAUAUGGCCUAGGAGAGCUUCCCCAGGCAUUUGCUCGUCUUAGUGCUGUGUAUGGUGGGACCUACAUGUUGAAUAAGCCUGAGUGCAAGGUAGAGUUUGACGAGGAAGGAAAGGUGAUUGGUGUUACAUCGGAGGGGGAAACUGCUAAGUGCAAGAAAGUUGUAUGUGAUCCUUCCUACCUGCCUAACAAGGUUAGGAAGGUUGGCAAAGUUGCAAGGGCCAUUGCAAUCAUGAGCCAUCCAAUUCCAAAUACCAACGAUUCUCACUCAGCACAGGUUAUUCUGCCUCAGAAACAGUUGGGUCGCAAAUCAGAUAUGUAUCUGUUUUGUUGCUCUUAUUCUCACAAUGUUGCUCCAAAAGGGAAAUUCAUUGCAUUUGUCUCGACAGAAGCAGAAACUGAUCACCCUGAGACUGAACUCAAGCCAGGAAUUAAUCUUCUUGGACCUGUUGAUGAGAUCUUCUUUGAGACUUAUGACAGAUAUGAACCAGUCAAUGAACCCUCUCUGGACAAUUGCUUUAUAUCAACAAGUUACGAUGCGACAACUCACUUUGAAUCGACUGUGGUGGAUGUGCUGAAUAUGUAUACCCUCAUUACUGGAAAGGUUCUUGAUCUUAAUGUGGAUUUAAGUGCUGCCAGUGCCGCAGAAGAGUGA